Molecule: messenger RNA, 1425 nt
Organism: Triplophysa dalaica
Lineage: Eukaryota; Metazoa; Chordata; Actinopteri; Cypriniformes; Nemacheilidae
Exons: 4
Coding region: 269-919 (216 amino acids)
Source: RefSeq, a predicted model, not a curated record
GCAACACACACACACAAUCAAGUAAAACACUACAAACACUUCCUGCUCGAUGUGUGUUGGUAAACAGUGACCACAUGCGAUCUCUCAGCGAUCUCUCAUCUUUGUUGUGAAAGAGAACGACAACGACUUUGUUUAAUAGCCAGUAUCAGUUUAACAGCGUAACAUUUUUUGCUAUUUCCACGUUCUUUCUGCAGUUGCACGAUGGGAAAUGAAAGAUUGUCUUUCUGAGUGUAAACUACCCCUUGCAUGCUGCAUUUUCGCAUGGUAGAUGCAUUGUCUCAGUCUCAAACAAUUACAGUCCCUGAUGGAUUUUAUAAAAGCAUUAAUUCCAGCUACUGCAAAUAUUGUUUUAUCUGUGUCAGCAUUGCAUGCUGCUCAUCACCUAUUCAAGGACCACAGAGCAUCAGCGCUGGGCUUCUUCCUGAUUGGCUGCUCCUCUUUCCUCUCAGUCCUUUCUCCCACUAGCCAACCAAUCAUAUCACUCCAGACGGAUCUAGAAUGGGCAGGUGAAACACUUGGACCGGCACUGUCUAGUUUUGACUUUCUGUGGCUCAGCGAGGACCACUUCACUGCCCGGAUCCUCCUGAUUGGCUCCACCCUUCUCCUUACGCUCUCUAAUUGGCUGUCACCAGACGGGUUGAUGUUUAUGUCAUUCUGCCUGGCCUUUUCCUCCCUGUCCUGUUCGCUCACAGUGUGUGCGUUUGCUGAAAAUGCAGCAGGGGCAGUGGGCAGUAUAGCCCUCAGUCUGUCUUUGUUCAUGUCUCACAGGAGCCGAUCGGGCUCAUUGGGUUCUCUUAUAUCUCCUGAGGUCACAGGAGGACUCCUCGGCUGGGCCCUCAAAGUCAUCAUGGCAUUAGGUUGCUGGACCACUAGGAGGGCGCUUAAUAAAUUUCUUUUGGAUUUAAAAGGUUGGGACUGAGCAGUAUUAUAGGGGUGUAAAGUUAAAGCAUCUGAUGUAUUUUAUAGAUAACAAAGUACCACAAACUUCUACUUCUGUCAUCUCAGGCUAUAAGCAUAAGCACCUAUACAUGCUAUUUAAGCUUACAUAAUGACUUCACUUAUCUAAUUUAAACUGUGGAAUAUAACCCAUACACGUCAUCAAGAUCGUCAGGAUUACUUGACAAUUACCGACAAGUUUGACGUAAACCUUGAAGGACAGCAGACACUUCAGGACCAUAGUUAAAUAUCCUUGUGUACAGUAUAUUAACUUUGUAUUAGCACCUAUUGUAUUAUUGCUCCUGUAUGGCAUAUCACUUUAUUGCUUCCUUAACUCUCUGUAAGUCGCUGGAUAAAAACAUCUGCUAAGUGACUAAAUGUAAAUGUAAAUAUUGAAACUGGAGAUUAACAACUGUAACUAUGUGAGUUUGGUUAUAAUGGAUAUACAUUCACCUAAAGGAUUAUUAAAAACACAUGUUUAAUUUCUCA